UAAACAUAUUAAUAUGUUUUUUUGAAGCUUUUGGUCAACUUGAAGUCAGAAACACCUCUGUCACAAUCAGUUUCCUUUCCGGUACAACCUGCAGGCCAGAACAAAAUUAUUUAUUAGUAAAACUCCCUUCAUUUUUCUAUUUGUCAUCACCAAAGAAAUAAAAUAAAUAAAAAAUAAUAAAUAAUUCGAUAAAUAAAAAGUCACUGCGAUAUUAGCACAUAUCUUAAGCUUGUCGAUUAAUAUUUUUUUUGAUUAAAAAAAGAUUUUUUUUGUUGUUUCAUUGUUUAUUUUUUGUUGCAUUCAACAAAUUAUUAAUCUUAUUCAUGACAAUGUCAUUGAUAAAAUCGAUUGAUAAGAACAUUCACCAAAUGAUGGAAAUUAUCAACAAACUGAUGUCUACUUGAGUGCACAUUACUGAUCAUGAAAAAAUAGCGUGAUUAAUACAAAAUACAUAUACAAAAUUUGUUAAAAGGAAAAAAAUAAACAAUUUCUAAUUAAAACUUUAGGUAAUUUAUUGUUAUUCAGUCCUAGAAAUACUUAGAGAUCUAGUCAGACAAUAGUUGUACAAAUUAAUUUAUCUACGACAAGACUUUACGGCUUCUUAUCCAAUUAAUUUUUUUCUCAAUUUUCCAAUUACUGAAAAAUUGCCUUGAACCUUUAACCAACAUACAAAUUAAAUUAUGAAAUAAACGCGAGUAACAUUUCUUAUUUCGUAACAAAUGACGUACGAUUCGAAAUGUUUUAAGUACCAUUUUCUGAUAAAUUUGUUAUCUUCAAUUCUUGAGAUAUGGGAAAAGAAAGGAAAAGUGGAUUUCGAGUGGCACUUGACACAAUGAUGACACGCUUUAGGAUAAUUAAAAAGGUCACAAAAGAAUAUUUUUUGCAAAAAAUUCUACCCCGAAAGCCCCCGUUUUUUGUAAAAUGCUUUAGAUGUUUUAACAGCGACGUAAAAAAAUAUUAUACAUUAUUUAAUGUUGUGUUUUUUUUUUCAACAAAAUUAGCUAAUUUUUGGAGAUAAUUAAAAUAAAACACGCAAUAAUCAAAACUUACUUAAAAAACAAGACUUACCCACCUCUUGGCAAUAAGCUUUAGCUAAAAAUGUGUCCAUUCCCAAACAACACAAAAAUCUCAUAAAAAAUCAACACAAUUUGUUUAGUAAAAAAAUGUCUCCAAUGUUUAUUAAAUUUAUUUAACAGCCCGUUUUAGAAUAAACCCUCAAAAACUCUGCAGGGUUUACAUUUGACAGAAACGACAUUGAUUGAUAACACGAGGUCAACGUUAUCGUUACAGGUUUCUGUAAUCGUCUUACUCAACUCGCACCUUAUCACUAAUUUCUCACAUAAAUAUAAACCAUUAUCAAAAUUUUAAUUAACUGAAACAUGUGACUUUGUUUGAAAUCAAAACAAGGACAUAAUUGUAUUUUUUCACUUGACACUGACAGUUAACCUAAUUGCUGUUUGACACCUGUCAAAAUUGACAACUAUACUAUAAAAUAAUACUCAAAUUCUUUUAAAUUUCUCUCUAAACUUGAAAUGGAGGACGAAAGUCCUAAACCCAAAAAACACACCGACAAAAAUAAACACCCAAAAGAGGACACUAUCCUCAAUCACUUGGAGAUUUCAGUCGCAGAGUCCGAAAAGAGGGCCAAUGGAACGCUGAAUCUACGUGAAUUUUACACAGUUUACCUAAUUGAGACCAAAUUAACAGACUCCGAAUUCCAAAACAAGUUUCCCAAAUUAACAACAGUAUGGCGACGUUAUACAGAAUUCGAGCAACUUCGAGGCUAUUUGGAAGUCACCUAUCCUUACAUAAUUUUGCCCCCUUUACCUGAAAAGAGAGUCAUGUUUGGGUGGCAAAAAAUCUCGAGUGACACUUUCGACCCGAAUUUCGUCGAUCGGCGACGAGCCGGUCUCGAAAAUUUUCUUUUGAGGAUCGCCUCACAUACGGUUUUGAGUUGGGAUAAACACUUUAUCGAGUUUUUGCAGCAUGAAGAUGAAUGGAGGGAGACUUACAAGAGCAAUGGUUACUUACAAUUAAUGGAAAAUAAACUCAAAGCCUUAAACCUCUCAAUGAGACUUAGAAACACCGAUCCCAGAUUUGAGUCAAUAAAAGACUACAGCCACAUAUUCCAAAACAAUUUAAACAACUUGCUGAAAGCUCGCUCCCGCGUUGCUGAAAAACAAUACAACGUGCACAAACUUCACGCAAAUUACGGCCGAGUUUUCAGCGAGUGGAGCGCCGUUGAAAAAGACAUGGGCGAUGCCUUGCAAAAAACAGGGCAUUAUCUCGAUUCUUUAGCUUCAAGCAUCGAUGCUGGUCUCGAGGACGAAGAACUACUGGUCGACCAAUUAAAAGAGUACUUAUUUUUUGCAAAUUCGUUACAAAAUGUGUGCAAAAACUACGAGUACCACCAACUACAACUUGAGGGCGCGGAAGACAACGUCGCUAACAAAAACGUAGAGCGAAAUAAAGCCCAACAAGGCAAAACCAGCCUCAUGUCGAGACUUUUUGGGGCUGUGGACACCGAUGAAGUCAGGGAACUCAAAGUUAAUUUGUUGGACCAGCAAAUACAGGAAGGGGCAGCGGCUGUCAACGCGUCAAAAACCAAUUUAAAUGAAUUUUCCACAAAGGCCUUAGCUGAUAUUGAACGAUUUCAGAGACAAAAAGUCUUCGAUUUGCAAGAAACGUUAACGAGUUACGCGUUCUUGCAGUUAAAAACUGCUAAAAAAGGCCUCCAAACCUGGCUUCAGAUACGCGAUUGUUUGCAAAAUGUACCUUAAUUUUUUGUUAAUUUUUAUUUAUGUGCAAUCUAUUUAUGUACUCUCAAAGCAGUAUUUAUAUUUCUAUUGUAGCUUUGUUAAAACUGAGUCUGUAUGAAAUACUUGUAAUAAAUUAUUUUUGUUUUA
Messenger RNA from Tribolium madens (black flour beetle), 2906 nucleotides. Its product is annotated as sorting nexin-4-like. NCBI's taxonomy places the organism in Eukaryota, Metazoa, Arthropoda, Insecta, Coleoptera, Tenebrionidae. Gene Ontology annotation, biological process: protein transport. The record is from RefSeq and is a predicted model, not a curated record. Gene Ontology annotation, molecular function: phosphatidylinositol binding. The coding region runs from base 1533 to 2780 and encodes 415 amino acids. The transcript has 6 exons.